Cladocopium goreaui is the source of this 782-nucleotide messenger RNA. Lineage: Eukaryota; Dinophyceae; Suessiales; Symbiodiniaceae. The record is from the annotation of a GenBank genome assembly.
CAGGAUGCCUCGGAAUCAAGCCGAUAUAGGUAGGAUGGGCACUGGUGUGGUUUGCUCACAAGCAGACGAAGCGAGUCAGGCGCAGGAGGUCCGACUCCGCGCAAUGCCUCAAAACUGGCGGAAGAAGUGGGAGAGGCCAGCGGCAAUCUUCAGAAUUGCGAACCAGAUGCAGCCCAAAAGUCUUCCACCGCUAAGUGCGCCGGGCCGACUGCUUCCACAAGUACCUCCUGAGCAACUGGUGGGCAGAUCUGCGGUGGCGCGCAUGGCCGUGGACUACUGGAGAAAUGAGGCAGCUACUGCAGGACGAGAUGUGCCAACCGCUAGCCCAGGCAGCAAUGCUGCAACGAGUACCACGCAGAGUUGGACUUCAGGCAUGUCGAAAGCAGCACUCAGUGGAAGCUCAAGUCCUGCGCCAAGCUGAUCGUGUUCAGUUGCCCUUCCACAAUCAAAGUCAAGGUGUUUGGCCUAUGAACAACCAGAAGGAUUCAGAAGGUGCUGUACUGUUCAUCAGAAUGUACACUCGUAAAGUUUGAACUGGCUUUAACGCAUGCUCGCCCCAUACCAGUCACUAGAUGUCACUAGACUUCGACAAAAUCAUUGUUCAAGCAUUGUAAACAUUCAAUUUUGUACGUAUCUAAAGCCCUUUGUCCACAGCUAGCAUCGUCAACUGCAGGGCGUCGGUGCGCAUUAUAUGGUAAAUGCAUGCAAAUGGAUGUAGUUACUGAGUCGUUGGAGUUUCUUUCCGGCUGCACGCAUGCAAAAUGAUUUCACUUCGCUCUGUC